UAGAGGGUUACUUUUAACAAUUAGGUUAUGCUGGAACAAGUAAGGAAACCCCCGAACAGGCAGGGUAUCCGAAAUUCCGAAUCUACGAGUAUUCCCCUUUCCGGUUGUAUGUCGGACAAGCGACAUCGAUCAACCCUUUUCUUUUUUCCUGGCCGGAAUUCCCUCUCCCGUUCCUGAAUACAACCCUAAGUCUUACCGCAGCCUCUAUAGGAGCUCCGAAUCCUCCUGUUGUUGCUAGCCAGCUUACACGACCCAGAAGUCUGAUUUCUCUUGUCCAUCUGCCCUUCAAUUUGUCUACCCAUUCGUGUUCCAAGUUUCGCUCUUUCUGUGUAUUUCCCCCGGCUCUUCGCACUAUCCUUUCCGCCUGAUUUCAGCCAUGGUUGAUCGGAGCGGAGAUCAAAAGGCCGAUCCUUUCCUCCUGCAGUACCAACCGGCGGAACUUCGAAUCGCAUCGGAGUUCUUCAGCGAGUGGCUGCCUUUUCUUUCCCGAGGUCUAUGCCACACCUGCUCCCGAACUCUGUCAGAUCGAAUUCGCUCUCUCCAGCCAGUUCGAUUACCAGAAUCCGAUGCUUCGUCGGGGCAAUUACGUUCGGGUCAAACCACAGUCUCUUCAAUUGCGAGUGCUGCCCAAUCUUGUGAGAAUUGCACAGAAGAUCACGAGGACGAGAAUUUUGAUCAGAAUUCAUUAGGAAGUUGGAAAGAUGGAGCUGAUGCGUGUCCUGCUUCAGUCCCGGAAGAUUCUGCUAGUAGGGGAUUGCUUGGUCCGCCGCCAGGAGCUGAUAAUAAUACCUCAAGCCCUCGGAAGUCUUGGGCUGAUAUGGCGCAAGAAGAUGAAUUUGUGGAUGAAGAAGAACAAGUUGAUUCAAUCAAAGGAGCAGUUGGUCUAGGUUGUUCUCCCCUGGUUACGAGAGCGGUAGAGAAGCCUCAGUUACCUAGGGAGCAGAGGGAGUACAUUCGGUUCAUGAAUGUGAAGAGGAAGAAGGAUUUUAUGUGCUUCGAGAGAGUUCGUGGCAAGUUGAUAAAUAUCCUCGACGGACUUGAACUUCACUCGGGUGUUUUCAGUGCCGCAGAGCAGAAGAGGAUAGUCGAUCGCGUUUUUGAACUGAAGGAGAUGGGCAUGAAAGGAGAGUUGAAAGAGCGCACAUUUACUGCUCCUCAGAAGUGGAUGAGGGGUAAAGGGCGUGUAACGCUACAGUUCGGAUGCUGCUAUAACUAUGCAACUGAUAGAACUGGUAAUCCACCUGGCAUUCUGAAGAAUGAAAUGGUUGAUCCGAUACCUCAACUUUUCAAAGUUAUAAUCAGAAGAUUGGUCAAAUGGCAUGUUCUGCCUCCAACGUGUGUGCCAGACAGUUGUAUAGUCAACAUUUAUGAAGAAGGGGACUGCAUACCACCCCACAUUGACAACCAUGAUUUUCUCCGACCAUUUUGCACCGUAUCUUUUGUUAGUGAGUGCAAUAUUGUGUUCGGAACCAAAUUAGAUAUUUUGGGUCCUGGUGAGUUCUCCGGAUCAGUAGCAAUUCCUUUGCCUGUAGGGUCUGUUCUUGUAUUGAAUGGAAAUGGAGCUGAUGUAGCUAAACACUGCGUGCCUUCAGUCCCCACAAAGAGGAUAUCCAUCACGUUUAGAAAGAUGGAUGAGAAGAAAUGGCCUGUUGGUUAUGCACCAGAGCCUGAUCUGCAAGGGAUUGAACCAUUGUCAUUUGAAGUAGACAUGACUAGUACUGUUAGGUCGAACUCUCCAAAACCAGAGCAGCUCCCGCCGAGAAGGCAGCCCAUUGAUAAAGAAGGCAAGACAGAAGCCAGAAGAGCAGCUUUCUCAGAACCUCGUUACGGUAACCGGGGAAGGAGGGGUCCUGGAUCACGGCGGAGGGUAAAGGUGGAUGUUGAGAGUUGAGUCUACAGAGCCAGUUGCCUGGAUCAUUGAUUUCUAGUUGAUCAGAGGAGCCUCUGCAGAAUAGGUGAAAAGGGAUAAGGAGGCGACACCUGUAUUCGUUAAGGUUUUAUAGUCGAGGAAAGUGCUUCUUAGUCUCUGAUAAUCUGAUUCGUUGUCUUCUUUGCUAUCUGCGGGGAUAUGUAACUUAGAGGGAUUGAGAGCAAUACUGGCUGGGCAUAUACAUUUUGUGUGAUUUGUAACAUUGGCUUUCGUUUGGCAGCUAUAUAGCUUCUAUUGGAUUUUCAGUUUUAGGCGGCAAGCCUUGUGAACCAGGUGGGGGGUAGGUGAUAACUCGUUGAUGUGCGAGAUAUUGUAUACAUCUCAGAGUUAUAUUCGAAAUUCCUAUAAUAAAUCAGUUUUCGCCGUUAGUCGUGAU
Linum tenue is the source of this 2306-nucleotide messenger RNA. The record is from the annotation of a GenBank genome assembly. NCBI's taxonomy places the organism in Eukaryota, Viridiplantae, Streptophyta, Magnoliopsida, Malpighiales, Linaceae.